Molecule: messenger RNA, 1794 nt
Organism: Saxophila tyrrhenica
Lineage: Eukaryota; Fungi; Ascomycota; Dothideomycetes; Mycosphaerellales; Extremaceae
Exons: 2
Coding region: 1-1794 (597 amino acids)
Source: RefSeq, a predicted model, not a curated record
AUGACAUUAGACCACGAUUUCGCUCCAUCGCAGGACGCUCAUGCACCAACGACCAGUAGCACUCACGGCGACUUUUCAGAGCAAGACAGCAGGCUCACGACGGACAGCGACGCAACUCAGCUUGGGACUCGACCACAAGAUGGACCUGAUCCGGUGCCACCUGCCAACAGUGACCAUCCAACCCCAUCGACGCCUUUCUCAGCACCGGAGGUCCCGAGCAGGAUGCCUGUGAAUACGACGGCACUCACUAAAUGCGCCAAUGGAAAGGUCACUGUCUUCCCCAAUCUUGACACACCUUCGUCCACUUCGCCGUCCGGACGAUGGCAACACACUCAGCCUCGGCGAUGGCGAACGACACUGCUGCGAGCCGGACCACUUUCUGGCAUCGCAGCUAUGCUGUUGGCCAUAGCGAGUAUUGUGGCCUCUUUGGGUAUGCUCAUAGCCUCAGACGGCGCUUCCGUCUCAAGCUGGGCCGUGGAACCUUCGAUCUAUCUAGCAAUUGGCACCGCCGUGGCAAAUUUGUCGAUGAGAUAUGCCUGCAUCACUGGGAUAGCAAUCGCUUGGUGGCUUAGGGCGCGAAAGGGUACAGCAACAAUUGAAAAGCAUUAUCUUGCCACGUCGUCCGCUGACCUCUUCCCCCUUCUUAUUGUAGGCUCAACUCUCCAAAAACUCCAUUACGACUGGCGUUCGGGCACCACCGUGGUAGGUGCGAUUACGGCCGGCAAGCAUCUCGGCCUUCUAGGACUUGCCACCAUCUUCUCGACAGUGGUGGUCAUAGACGGACCGCUCCUCCAGCGCUCAAGUCUGGUAGUUUCGACACCAUUUGAGAAAGACUCUCCAUUGCUCCUCCAUGUUUCCAUGGCCCAGGAAGUCCCGAGGCUUUAUACCGGGUUAUGGGCAAGGAGUAAUCAGACUGCAUAUGGCUAUCCUUACAACUGGCAAUUCAACGAAAGCAUGCCAGGUGGUAACAAUUCUGACGUCUCUAAUGACAAAUGGGCCGCAAGUGAUCCCACAUUCGACGAGGCGGUGAGCCGCCCGUUCUACGGAGACGAGCCGAUAGGAAGAGUGGUCACUGGAUGCAAAGACACGUGUAAAGCAGCAAUGAGAGCUCCUGCGCUAGCCAUCGGUCCUUGCACCACACGUGCGAUUCCAGUCAACUACAUCCACGCCAUGGCAUCACCUGAAGACAUGCUGUAUACUGCUUCUCCACUCGACCAGAAUGCCUUCGUAGUUGCUUCAUCACUGGUGGUCGAGCACCAAGAGAACGAGGUCAUCAAUCUCUUCACCGGCUUUGGAGACACUACAAACUGCGUUGGCACGUUCACCUACACCAGCUGCUACUUGCGGUCGACCAUUGGCGAAUACAACAUCGCCAUCGCCGGCGCCGAAUUUACGAUCGAGAACCCCGCGAGCCCUCGCAUAGUAGCGCUGGCGAACAACACCUUGACGAACUAUACCCCCGACUAUCGUGCGAGAGUGCAGCGAUCGACUCUGGGUGGAGUCGUGAACAUCGUCAACGCAGACUGGCGGAGCCGUUACACCGCGUACAGGGCAAGCGGCAAAAUACAGUGGUCGUCGUCUCUGGCCCCGGUGAAUCUCCGGUACAUGAUUGGCAACACAAGAUGCCCUUCGUUCAAAGACUCGUUUGAGGACGUACUCGCUGCGCUCAACACGGCGAUGGUGUAUACCGGUGCUGCCGCUGCCCAAAUGGAGCCUUAUUAUCUUCAUGGCCAUGAUGGACCUUGGCAUUGCGGAGCAAACGAAUACCACGGUUAUCGGCUACAAGACUGGUGA